Messenger RNA from Apis mellifera (honey bee), 970 nucleotides. RefSeq names its product MRG/MORF4L-binding protein (gene MrgBP). The coding region runs from base 116 to 859 and encodes 247 amino acids. NCBI's taxonomy places the organism in Eukaryota, Metazoa, Arthropoda, Insecta, Hymenoptera, Apidae. The transcript is spliced from 4 exons. Gene Ontology annotation, cellular component: nucleus; NuA4 histone acetyltransferase complex. Gene Ontology annotation, biological process: regulation of transcription by RNA polymerase II. The record is from RefSeq and is a predicted model, not a curated record.
AAAUAAUAAUGACAUGUCAUUUCUAAAACUAUCAGAAUUAGAACAUUUGGCUACACUGCUAAAGUAUGUGGGUGUUAUAAAAUUGGUACAUCGUAUAAUUUUAUGAAUAUAAAUAAUGGCAGUUAAAGAAAAGCAAACAGAUACUUCUACUGAUGAAAUAGAAUGGAAUAUUGAAAAUGAAAUUCAAUUAUUUUUUGCUAUGAAUGGUCAUAAACCCGUUGGUAUUAAUAAAUAUUUUCACAUGGUUUGCAUAUGGGAAAAAUUUCGUGCUGCAAUUCACAAGGAUGUAUCAUUAAAAACAAUUUGGGAACAUUUAGAAUCAAUGUAUGAUCUAAUGGCUCUGGAUGAUAUGGAAGAUUUACCAUUUCCCAGUCAAGAGAUAGAUUUUUCUUUACCAGAACAAGAAUUUUUGGGACCAAUUAAAUCUCGAAAGAGAGAAGAACCAGAAUUAAAGCUAAAAGAACAAAGAGAUAAAUUUAAAGAACUUAAGAAAGAAAAAGAUUUUAAGGAUAUUAUGAAAAAAGAUACUGUUCUUCGUGAUCUUAAAGGAAGUAAAGAUAUUGAUAAAAAAAAGGAAGAAUUUAAAAAAUAUGUAAAAGACAUAGAACUCAAAAAAGAUAAACUCAGAGAAAUUAAAGAUAUUAGGAAAGACUAUAAAUCUCCUAAAGGACGAUCAAAGGGAAAAGAUGAUGUUGAAGAAAUAGCUUCAAAUGGUAAAAAAGAACGUAAAGAUUCUGAUUCUGGUCGAGAAAGCUUAAAAAGAGGUCCAAAACGACCAACAAGACAAAGUGUGGAUUGCACAACUAAAGCAUCCUCUAGUCCACGUGAUACACCUCCACCAAAACGAAGGAGAAUAUAACAAUUUGUUUUAAGUUAUUAUAUGUACAUUAUAUAAACAUUGUUUGAAUUUUAAUAUAUGAAUAAAAUGUGAAUCGUGUAUUUUUCUGUACAUGAAACACAUGAUAACUAA